Messenger RNA from Moneuplotes crassus, 2053 nucleotides. NCBI's taxonomy places the organism in Eukaryota, Ciliophora, Spirotrichea, Euplotida, Euplotidae. The record is from the annotation of a GenBank genome assembly.
GUUUUAUUUUGGAAAUGGAUAAGAAGGAUUUUGUGAAGAGAAAUAUUAGGAGAGCGAAGAGCACACCAAGGAAGAACAAAGGUGUGGUUAAGCCUAAGUUUAAAAAUGAGCUCAUGUUACUAGAUAACCCUGCUUUCCAACAAAUUGCUAUUGAAAAGCUGCUUCAGAACCAGGCUUCACAAGACCUCCUCAUUAAAAAGCUAAAGCCUUUCAAUCAGAAAUAAGAGGAAGAAGAGUAUCAAGAGACCUUUGAAGAGGGCCAACCGUCAAGAAUAUUCCGGAACUAAGGAUCCCUUCCAAGAUGUCCAACAAAAGCAAGAUCUUGACGGUGAGAAGCUUCUGAAUGGGGAUACUCAAAAGAAUCAGUAUUUAAUAAACCAAUUUUUCAGGACAAAUACAGAGCAGAGGCCUACUUCUGCUUCUCUUCGAAAGCCAUUGACUAGGUCUACGUCUCAGUCGAUUGAAAAUAUGAAGGAGGAUAGUAAACCUCUGGCUAGGAGGAACAAUCUCUCUACUAAUAGAAGGAAGAAUUCUCAGAAAUUAUCCUCCAGCAGGUCUAAAUUGAGUCUCAACUACAGAUCUAACACUACAGACUUACAGAUUACCAGCAAAGCUGAUCAUCUGUUGCUGCUUCAGGAAGGAGUUAAUACUAUUUUCAAGUUGCUUCAGAGGAAGAUCAAGCAGAGUGCUAUCAAACGGUACACUAAUGAACGACAGAGGGUUGAAUAUAAGGAACUCUGAGGUCUUAUAGUAAAGAAUGAUGGCAUCAGGAUUCCUCUCGACUCUAUCAGUAAAGGGAAAGUUGAGCUUUGUAGUGAGAUCCUAACGGAUCUCACUCUUGUAGCUCAUAUUUCAAUUUUCUCAGAUGAUGGAAAUCCUGAAGAUAUCGAAGAGUUUGAUCAUUAUUUGGACAAAUAGAAGGAUGAAGGUAGCUAUACUCCCCAGAGAUAAAAGAGUGAAAAGGACUCCAGAAAUAAUGAUGAAGCGUAAACCUCUUUCCAUCCUUCCUAAGUACAAUAAGGGCUUAAUCUCAGGGUUAGCUCCAAACUUAGUGAAUAAUAAAAGACUAUUAAAAUUUCAGAUAUGAGGAAUUCACUUUGGCAAAGACUCUUGGAAGCAGGUAUUUAAAUAUAUUGGAGAGUCUGGCACAAUCCAGACGAUUGCUAUCAACAAAUGCAUCAUGACUCAGGAGAUUCUAGAGAGCCUUGAGAAAGCUAUUUCAAGAUGUGAUACAUGCCAAACCGUUGAUUUGAGGGAUAAUAAUCUCACCGAUGAUUUUGGAGGCCUUGUAGUGAGGCUCAUCCAGGCCCAAACUGAGAAAAGAGAUGAUCUCAUUUGGGCAUAUGGGCUUAGGAAUGAAUUUCCCAACCAUAUAGAUAAAGUUGGCAUGAAAUCGAUUAUUCUUCGAAGAAAUCAACUUGGGAAAUCUUUUAUGAAAAAGCUGAAAAAGUGGGUUGUCUAUGAUGAAUAUUUGAGACAUAUUGAUCUGUGAUAUAAUAAGAUAGAACCAGAAUGCUUAAAGACCUUUAUAUCAAAGCUUCAGCAUAAUCAGAGCUUGCUCUGUAUAGAGCUGAGAGGGAAUUAUGGGUUCACUCAGGAAGCCCAAAGCAUGACUGCGCACUUGCUUUUGAGAAAUAUAGAUCAUUGACAACAAAAAGGAGUCAUUAUAGAACCAGAAUGGAUUAAUAAAGAUGUUUUUGAUAUCAAAAUUCCGAAAAAUAUUGGACAAAAGAUUGUUGAUACUAGUGACAUCCUAAAUAACAGUUUUAAUUUUGACGAUAAAACAAACUUAUAUGGCACUUUUGAUCCUAAGAAGCAGUUAGGUCUUAAUAGAGGAAACCACAAAUCUUCAACAAAGAAACUAAAACUAAAACAAAAGAGAUCUGAUGGUGGAUCAAGUCCGAAAACUAGCCGAAGAACUCAGAAACGAAAAGUCAACAAAAGCAAUAUCUUGUUUAAUAAGAAUGGAACACAAAAGAUUGUCAUUGACCCUCUACUAUCAAAGGAGUAACAACUUAUGAUUCAUGAGGUUUCAACAAAUGCAUGAUGCCAG